Messenger RNA from Cotesia congregata, 1032 nucleotides. The record is from the annotation of a GenBank genome assembly. NCBI's taxonomy places the organism in Eukaryota, Metazoa, Arthropoda, Insecta, Hymenoptera, Braconidae.
GAAAUGCGAGUUGUUUUCACAUGUGGUUUAUGUGAGACCAUUUGUGACGAAUAUGUAAGUCAUGAAUGUUUACGUAAUUACAAUGACGUCCAUAUCGAUGAAAAUUAUUAUUUUUUUUCACUUUUAGAUGAUAAAGUUACAAUCCUCCGUCGUGCAUUAUUACCGAAUGGCACUGAAGGUGUUAUUCACGAAAAAUUAUAUCCCACGAAUGAUGAAAAUCAAUGCCCCAAUACAGAUAAAAGUUCAAAUGCAUCAAUAAGUAAGAAGCAAAACAAUACUGGCUCAACGGCUAAGCGAAGUAAAAAACUAAACGAUGACGAAGUCGAAAUUUUACUUUUGGAAGUGCAAUCUAGACCACCGUUAUGGAAUUUCGAGCUUCCUCUUGUGCAGCGAAGUAAAGAAAUUGUUACAGCAUUAUGGCAAGAAGUAUCUCGGGCAUUGAAUGGACAGUUAACAGCAGAUGGUGCAAGAAAAAAAUUUAAAAGCUUACGAGACACUCAUCGAAAGUUAAUCGGAGAUGAACAUCAUGGAAGUGGAUCAGGAAGAGUGGAGCAGAGAGAAAAAUUGAAAUUUUACAAAUCAUGUGAAUUUCUGCGGGACAGUUGCCUUAUAAGACCGUAUGAAAACAAAAUAAUAAAUAUCGUAGCUACUGAAUUAACGCGUAGCAAUAUGCCAGACAACGUCGAUGUAGGUGAACAUGAUGAUCAUCGUAAUACUUCAAUGAAUGACAGUGAAAGUGCAGCCGACAGUUUGCUGAAGAAGGAUAUCUCGACACAUAGAAAAUCACGUAAACGAAACAGAGAAAGUGAGGAGACAGAUACUUUGGAUUCAUUGAGUCGAAUUGCUGAUAAAAUCUGUAAUGAAUCUAUAAAACCUGCAUUACCUACCCCACCGAGUAUCGAUGUAAUUGAUAAUUUUAUGAUAGGUAUUGGACAUCAAAUUCGAAAAUUACCUGAAGAAUUUCAUUUUGAGGUUAUGAUAGAGAUAAUGAACUUAGUUCAUAAUAUAGAAAAACAGUAUUCAGCAUGCUAA